Nelumbo nucifera (sacred lotus) is the source of this 982-nucleotide messenger RNA. Its product is annotated as pollen-specific protein C13-like. The record is from RefSeq and is a predicted model, not a curated record. Lineage: Eukaryota; Viridiplantae; Streptophyta; Magnoliopsida; Proteales; Nelumbonaceae.
AGAGGGAGUGAGAGACCCCACACAAUGAAAUUAAUGAUCCACCAUUUUAGUGGCAGUGCUCUGUAACCCCUACAUGUGAACACCGACAAUUGCCAGCUACUUCGUCUGUCACUCCUUUUCCUUCACUUUAUUAUUAUUUUUUCUUUUCCGGUACUCAACUCGCCCGUCGUCUUAUCUAUCCUUAUAUAACUCUCCUUACGACUCUUCGUCCGAGAAGUUAUCUCUCCGUUGUAUUGCCCCUUUUUUCUCUGCUUGUUCUCGGCGACUCAUAGACAAAAGGCAACCUACUACCAUGGCCAGACUGCUUCUCUUGUUUGCUCUCUGCGUCCUGCCGGCGUUCGUCGCCGCUGCCCGUCCUGCCAGAAACCCUUUCACCGUCUUUGGCAAAGUCUACUGUGACAACUGCCGCGCUGGUUUUGAGACAUCGGCCACCACUUACAUUCCAGGUGCAAAGGUCAGAGUGGAAUGCCGAGACAGGGACACCCUGAACCUGCUCUUCAGCGUUGACGGUGUGACGGAUUCCACUGGGUCAUACAAGAUCCAGGUCGCAGAAGACCACGAGGAUCAACUCUGCGAAUCAGUUCUUGUGAGCAGCCCCCAGAAUGACUGUUCAGCAGUGGAGCCAGGCCGUGAACGUGCUCGUGUAAUCCUCACCCGCGGCAAUGGAAUCGCGUCGGACAACCGUUACGCCAACUCUUUGGGCUUCAUUAAGGACCAGCCUCUCCCUGGAUGUGCAGAAAUCAUGAAGCAAUACCAGGAACUCGAAGAGUAGGUCUGCCUUCGCUAGUUGUUACUAGUGUUACCCUUAAUAGAUUUUAUUGGUGAUGUUCGUAAUAUCUGUUAUUAUUGUUUGAGAAACUGCCUUGUGAUGUCUUAACUCUUAUACUAUAAAUGGAUACGAUAGCCAUCAACCAUAUGUGUUUUCUGCAUCUAGAAUUUCUAACGGGAGUUGAGGACUCUUUCAUUCCUCCAUUUUGUCUUA